Messenger RNA from Colletotrichum navitas, 669 nucleotides. RefSeq names its product transcription factor Pcc1-domain-containing protein. Gene Ontology annotation, cellular component: EKC/KEOPS complex. The record is from RefSeq and is a predicted model, not a curated record. The transcript is spliced from 2 exons. Bases 197 to 541 code for a protein of 114 amino acids. Lineage: Eukaryota; Fungi; Ascomycota; Sordariomycetes; Glomerellales; Glomerellaceae.
GUUUUGUGUUCCCGCUUGGUGGACUGUGCUAAACAGAAAUUCUGCGCCGCCCAAUGACGAUUGCAGGUUUCCCCCCCCCUUUUGCCAGCUUUCCCAGUCCCCUCCUACCCUGCCUAUCUGCUGAAAGCACCCCUCACUCCUCCACAUCUUCCCCCUUCCCCUCCAAGCGCAAAUCAGCCGCGCCGGAACCGCAGCCAUGGCCGUCAACACCACCACCACCACCACUGACGAUGAGUUCCCGUGCUCGCUGACCAUCGACGUCCCCUUCCCUACCCCACGCCUUGCAUCCGUGGCGCACAGAGCCCUCGCCGUCGACCAGGAGCUGUCGCCGCUCGUUAGGCGAACCUUCUUUGUCGACGACGCCUCCUCCUCCGCCGCCGCUGCCGAACCCGCUUCCGUCCUCCGCGUCCACUACAAGGCCACCACGAACCGCAUGCUCCGCGUCGCCGUCAACGGCCUCAUGGAGAGCCUCAACCUUGUCGUCGAGGUGAUGGAGGAGCUUGACGUUGACGUCUUGGAGCACAAUCGGGACAACGAGUGAGUUGAGUCAUGCAGAGUAGGGAGAGUUGCGGAUAUUGAAAAGAAAAGGAAAAAAAGAAAAAGCAAGGAAAAGGAGCAUACAGAAAAGCACCACCUGCAUGCGACAUAACACGGAACGGAACGGUGCAU